This is a messenger RNA of Thyridium curvatum, 630 nucleotides long. RefSeq lists its product as uncharacterized. Lineage: Eukaryota; Fungi; Ascomycota; Sordariomycetes; Thyridiales; Thyridiaceae. The coding region runs from base 1 to 630 and encodes 209 amino acids. Gene Ontology annotation, cellular component: U4/U6 x U5 tri-snRNP complex; U2-type prespliceosome; U2 snRNP. Gene Ontology annotation, biological process: mRNA splicing, via spliceosome. The transcript is spliced from 6 exons. Gene Ontology annotation, molecular function: RNA binding. The record is from RefSeq and is a predicted model, not a curated record.
AUGUCGAACAAACAGGGCAAGAUGGCCGGUUACAUCAAUUACCGGAUGCGAGUCACCCUCAACGAUGGGCGACAAAUGACCGGUCAGAUGCUGGCAUUCGACAAGCACAUGAAUAUCGUUCUUGCCGACACCGAGGAGUUCCGACGCAUCAAGCGGAAGCAGGCCAAGCCUGCGGUUCCUGGCAAGGAGGGUGCUGCUAGCCAGACGAUCGAGCAGGAAGAGAAGCGGACGCUGGGAUUGACGAUCGUGCGGGGUGCUCAUAUCGUGUCACUGUCUGUCGAAUCGCCGCCCCCGGCAGACCCCAGCGCGCGACUUGGCAAGACGAGUGGUGGUGGUAUCGCGUCUACCCUCCAAGCCGGCCCUGGUGUGGCUCGGCCUGCGGGACGUGGUGCUGCGGCACCCAUCUCUUUGGCCGGCCCUGCUGCUGGCGUUGGCGGUGGCGCUCCCCCGCCAUUUCCUGGAUUCCCCGGAGCCCCUCCAGGUGGUUUUGGCGGUCGUGGUGGUCCCCCUCCUCCUGGGUUCCCUGGUGGCUUCCCGCCCGCAGGAUUCCCCGGCAACCCUCCCUUCCCUCCUCAAGGCUUCCCUCAGGGCGGACCUCCUGGCGGCUUCAACCCGCCACCUCGUCGCUGA